Molecule: messenger RNA, 1275 nt
Organism: Ostreococcus tauri
Lineage: Eukaryota; Viridiplantae; Chlorophyta; Mamiellophyceae; Mamiellales; Bathycoccaceae
Product: Cold-shock protein, DNA-binding
Exons: 2
Coding region: 1-1275 (424 amino acids)
Biological process (GO): endoplasmic reticulum to Golgi vesicle-mediated transport
Cellular component (GO): COPII-coated ER to Golgi transport vesicle; endoplasmic reticulum-Golgi intermediate compartment; Golgi membrane
Source: RefSeq, a predicted model, not a curated record
AUGGUCUCAGUGCGCCCACCACGCGCGGUGUCGAUCGAUCAACUUAUACGGGGCGAUCUCAAAUGUAUGGUAUCUUAUCGGGUUGAGUUAUCUCAUUCGAUUUCUGCGUCGCAACGUCCUUGUUCUUUCUUCCUUUCGCUCCUCUUCUUUACCCAUGGUCACAUCCGACGAAUCACGACCCGUCGAAGAGCCCCGAACGCCCCGACCACGACUACCGCACUGCGCGACGCCCGACGAUCGCACGUGGCCCUCAUGGCGCAGCAGCAGGGUUGGACGGAAGCGGGCGCGCACGGGGGAUGGCAGCAGCCACCGACGCAGGACGGCGGCGGAUGGGGCGCGCCGACAAACGCGCCGGGCGCACAGGCAAACGCGUACGCGGCGCAUCCGGCGUACGCGGCGCAACAGGGCGGGCAGGGCGGUUGGAACGCGAUGCCAUCUGCGCCGGCGCCGAUCUCGACCGGGGCGCCGAGGGGAUUCGGCGACGCGAGCUCGAGCGCGCGAGGCGCCGGCGGCGGCGGGUUUGGGCAGCCGAUGAGCCCGAGGAGUCUGGCGGCGGCGGGCCUGGGGAUGUACGGCGGAAAGUUUUUGAACGACGGUGCGAGCUUCGUGAGCUCGAACUACGCGAAGUAUUUCAGUACGGCGUCGAUGCGGGCGUACUUCGACGUGACGGAGUCGUACGUGUUUCAUAAGCUGCGCCUGUUGCUGUGUCCAUUUUUGCACAAGGGCUCUUGGGCGCGGCUCCCGGAGAGCGUGGCGGGGGGCACGGCGUAUAAACCCCCGAGGAAUGAUAUCAACGCACCGGAUUUGUACAUUCCCUUGAUGGCGUUCUGGACGUACGUGCUCACGGCAUCGAUUCGCGAGGUGUUCUCAUCAAAGAGCGGUGCCUUCACACCCGAGGCGUUGGCGACGCACGCGUGGUGGAGUGGCUUACUCUGGUCCGUAGAAUCGGCGUUCAUUUGGAUCGCGCUGCGCACGGCAAGCACAUCUAAUCACAUCGUCUCGGCUCCCAUGCUCGACAUCGCGGCGUACGUCGGCUACAGCUUUGUGUACGGGUCCGUGACGCUCAUGUCCAAGUUCUCCAGUGGCUCCCUCAUCUAUUGGCUCUUCCUGUCGUGGUCCGCGGUCUGCAACGCGGUGUUCAUGGCGAAGACGCUGAAGAAGAUAAUCUUUAGUGAGUCCCGACACGGCGGAUACUCGCACAGCAUGUCACACAAUUACGUCUUGCUCUGCGUUGUCAUCGUACAGUUUCCCAUUCACUUCUGGUUAUCGCGAUGA